AUGCGAUUGCAUCCGCUCAACACUCGCCCCCCCUCUCGCAAUAACUCCUCCUCCCCAUCUCCACAUUCCUCCCCCAAAUCCCCUCUUCUUCUUCUUCUUCUUCUUCCUCCUCCUCCCAUGGCGAUCGGCGUCUGCUUCUAGCUGGAGAGAUCUCGCUUCGUUUCGAGCUGUCCACCGGUGGUUUUCUCGCAUGCGAUAUCACACGCUUCUUGGAAGCACAUCAGAGUUCUUGGUGCUGACCUUGCCCUAGAUCUGCUUCUGACUGUUGCUGUUACGUGGCGUGCAAGCUAGCUAUAGCCAUUUCUGUGUGUGUAGCUGUACUGGUGGUGAAGAAGAAGAUGCAAGCGAAUGGGUGGAGGAGCUAGAGGCUUGGCUGGAGGAAGAAGAAGAAGGGGUUGGUGGUGGCUAGCUAGCUAGGGUGCGUGCUUAAUUACCUGGCUUCGUUCAUGACGCCGGCGAGGCGCAUGCCGCCGGUGAUCGGCCGGAACGGCGUGGCGUACGAAUCGCCGUCGGCGCAGCUGCCCCUCACCCAGGCUGAUAUGCUGGACAGCCAUCAUCUGCAGCAAGCACUCCAGCAGCAAUACUUCGAUCAGAUCCCGGUGACGACGACGGCGGCGGCGGACAGCGGCGACAACAUGCUGCACGGCCGCGCCGACGCCGGCGGGCUGGUUGACGAGUUCGAGAGCAAGUCGUGCAGCGAGAACGUCGACGGCGCCGGCGACGGCCUCUCCGGCGACGACCAGGACCCCAACCAGCGGCCGCGCAAGAAGCGUUACCACCGCCAUACCCAGCACCAGAUCCAAGAGAUGGAAGCUUUCUUCAAGGAGUGCCCGCACCCAGACGACAAGCAGCGCAAGGAGCUGAGCAGGGAGCUGGGUCUUGAACCUCUGCAGGUUAAAUUCUGGUUUCAGAACAAGCGCACACAGAUGAAGAACCAGCACGAGAGGCACGAGAACGCGCAGCUGCGGGCGGAGAACGACAAGCUGCGCGCGGAGAACAUGCGAUACAAGGAGGCCCUGAGCAGCGCGUCGUGCCCCAACUGCGGCGGCCCCGCCGCCCUCGGCGAGAUGUCCUUCGACGAGCACCACCUCCGCGUCGAGAACGCCCGCCUCCGCGACGAGAUCGACCGCAUCUCCGGCAUCGCCGCCAAGCACGUCGGCAAGCCCCCCAUCGUCUCCUUCCCCGUCCUCUCCUCCCCGCUCGCCGUCGCCGCCGCCCGCUCCCCUCUCGACCUCGCCGGCGCCUACGGCGUCGUCACCCCCGGCCUCGACAUGUUCGGCGGCGCCGGCGACCUCCUCCGCGGCGUGCACCCGCUCGACGCCGACAAGCCCAUGAUCGUGGAGCUCGCCGUCGCCGCCAUGGACGAGCUCGUCCAGAUGGCCCAGCUCGACGAGCCGCUCUGGUCGUCGUCGUCGGAGCCGGCGGCGGCGUUGCUCGAUGAGGAGGAGUACGCGCGCAUGUUCCCGCGCGGCCUCGGCCCCAAGCAGUACGGCCUCAAGUCGGAGGCGUCCCGCCAUGGCGCCGUCGUCAUCAUGACGCACAGCAACCUCGUCGAGAUCCUCAUGGAUGUGAAUCAAUUCGCGACGGUGUUCUCGAGCAUCGUGUCGAGAGCGUCCACGCACGAGGUGUUGUCCACAGGCGUGGCAGGCAACUACAAUGGUGCACUGCAAGUGAUGUCAAUGGAGUUUCAAGUGCCGUCGCCGCUGGUGCCGACGAGGGAGAGCUAUUUCGUCAGGUACUGCAAGAACAACUCCGACGGGACAUGGGCCGUCGUCGAUGUCUCUCUCGACAGCCUCCGCCCCAGCCCUGUCCAGAAAUGCCGGCGCAGGCCGUCUGGCUGCCUCAUCCAAGAAAUGCCCAAUGGCUACUCCAAGGUGACAUGGGUGGAGCAUGUGGAGGUGGACGACAGCUCGGUGCACAACAUCUACAAGCCAUUGGUGAACUCCGGCCUCGCAUUCGGCGCGAAACGGUGGGUCGGCACGCUGGACCGGCAAUGCGAGCGCCUCGCCAGCGCCAUGGCCAGCAACAUCCCCAAUGGCGACCUUGGAGUGAUUACAAGCGUGGAGGGGAGGAAGAGCAUGUUGAAGCUGGCGGAGAGGAUGGUGGCGAGCUUCUGCGGCGGCGUGACGGCGUCGGUGGCGCACCAGUGGACGACGCUGUCGGGCAGCGGGGCGGAGGACGUGCGCGUCAUGACGAGGAAGAGCGUCGACGACCCCGGCAGGCCACCGGGCAUCGUGCUCAACGCCGCCACCUCCUUCUGGCUCCCCGUCCCUCCCGCCGCCGUCUUCGACUUCCUCCGCGACGAGACCUCUCGCAGCGAGGUGCCCAAUUUGCCCCCCAUCCCUAGGGAAUUUAUCCAAUUUGCUGACCAAAUUUUAUACGUGAUCAAAUUCAUUCCUGACGAGUUUGGAUUUCCGCAGUGGGACAUUCUGUCCAACGGCGGCGCCGUCCAAGAAAUGGCUCACAUUGCCAACGGCCGUGACCAUGGCAACUCUGUCUCGCUUCUUCGUGUCAAUAGUGCAAAUUCAAACCAGAGCAACAUGCUGAUCCUGCAAGAGAGCUGCACGGACGCGUCGGGCUCCUACGUGGUGUACGCGCCGGUGGACAUCGUGGCGAUGAACGUGGUGCUCAACGGCGGCGACCCGGACUACGUGGCGCUGCUGCCGUCGGGGUUCGCCAUCCUUCCCGACGGGCCGUCGGGGAACGCGCAGGCCGCCGUCGGGGAGAACGGCUCCGGCUCCGGCGGGGGGUCCCUCCUGACGGUGGCGUUCCAGAUCCUCGUCGACUCCGUGCCGACGGCGAAGCUCUCGCUGGGCUCCGUCGCGACGGUGAACAGCCUCAUCGCCUGCACGGUGGAGCGCAUCAAGGCCGCCGUCUGCAGGGACAGCAACCCUCAGUAGUAGCACCGGCUUCAACCAAAUAUGAUCACGAACAAUGUUCCAAGGAGCAGCAAAAUUUUGGAGUUUGAUUCAGCAGUAGGGAGUCAAGAACGCACCUCAAACUCUCCUUGCCAUGUGGUGCCCUUGCUAGUGAAGAAUUUGCGAGGAAACCGACGCGUUUGCGAGAAAAUUUUCGCGAAGAUACAUAGUGUCACCACUAUGCAAGGGGGGAUGGUUCGGGCAUUGACUUCCACCUUUUGAUUUUCAUCAAAUGCAUCGAAGAGUGGAUGCUGCUACCUUGUUGUUUUUCUGAAUCUCUAUGUUAGGGCUUCUUUUACCAUGUUUAAAAAGGGCUAUGAAGCCUCAUUUUUAUCUGUACUGUUGUGAUGUGUUGUCUGUUUGUUCAGACUUCAGGUUCCUGUCCCUUAGCUAGGAGUUGAGAAUAGAGAGAUUCAUGUCCCCCCUUUUGGAUUUUAUCACAUUUCCGAUGAUUUGUAGACUUGUGGUUGUUGCUUGUUGGUCAUUACCAUUCUUGUCUCAAA
Messenger RNA from Oryza sativa Japonica Group (Japanese rice), 3421 nucleotides. RefSeq names its product homeobox-leucine zipper protein ROC1-like. Gene Ontology annotation, molecular function: DNA-binding transcription factor activity, RNA polymerase II-specific; DNA binding; lipid binding. NCBI's taxonomy places the organism in Eukaryota, Viridiplantae, Streptophyta, Magnoliopsida, Poales, Poaceae. Gene Ontology annotation, biological process: regulation of DNA-templated transcription. The record is from RefSeq and is a predicted model, not a curated record.